GCUUUCUAUUCUGUCCCAGAGACCCAGUACCAGAAUAUUUAAAUCACUGUGUCGUUAAACACGUUUUAAUAUCUGAUAGGGCCAGUUUCUGCGCAUUGCACAUUUUUUUUUUUUCCUUUCAGGAACGUGUUCAGGCCCGCGGCAGGGGGCGGGGUCGCGCCUCCUCCGUGGCUCUGGUUCCAGUGGAGCCUCACCGACGCGGAGAUGGAAAGCCCGAGGCUGCUCCCGCCUCGAGGGACACGACAGAGCGGCGGUGCUGGCAGCCCCGCGGGCGCUAGCCGGUUCCACGGCGGCCCUGACCCGCGGGCUGGCCAGGUCCCCGCGCGCCGCCUCCUGCUGCUCCGGGGCCCCCAAGAUGGCGGGCCCGGGAGGCGGCACGAGGAGGCCCGAGCGGCCUCACGGGGCCCGGGCCCGAGCCCGUUGGCGCCGAGGUCGGAUCACGCUGGCGGCGGCGGCGGCGGCGACGGCGAUGACUUCUUCCUGGUGUUGCUGGACCCGGCGGGUGGCGAUGUGGAGACCACGGGCGCCGGCCAGGCCGCAGGGCCUGCAUGGAGGGAGGAGGCCGAGUCGGUCCCACAGCUCCAGCAGGGUGAGAAUGGCGCGAAUCCCGCGGGCCGCCAGGCGCUAGGCCCCCGCUGCCUGUCCGCAGUCCCCGCCCCAUCCCCGGCUGAAAACCCGAUCCCCGCCCCAGGCCUGGGACCCGCCGCGGCCUUCACGGGCACCGUCACUAUCCACAACCAAAACCUGCUGUUGCGCUUCGAGAACGGUGUCCUCACCCUGGCCACGCCCCCGCCGCCAGCCUGGGAGCCUGGGGUCGCGCCUGCCCCUCAGCCUGGGGGUCUGAUGGCUCCGCAAGCGGGGGUCCCGCACGCCGCGCAGCCCAGCGACUGCCCGGAGCUGCCGCCCGACCUCCUGCUGGCGGAGCCGGCGGAACCGGCGCCCGCCCCCGCGCCUGAGGAGGAGGCAGAGGGCCGAGCCGCAGCCGAGAGUCCCCGCAGGCCGCUGGGCCCAGGCCCGGGCGUGGUGCUGUACCUGUGUCCCGAGGCGCAGUGCGGACAAACCUUCGCCAAGAAGCACCAGCUGAAGGUGCACCUGCUGACUCACAGCAGCAGCCAGGGCCAGCGGCCCUUCAAGUGCCCCCUGGGCGGCUGUGGCUGGACUUUCACCACCUCCUACAAGCUCAAGAGGCACCUGCAGUCGCACGACAAACUGCGGCCCUUUGGCUGCCCUGCGGAGGGCUGUGGCAAGAGCUUCACCACGGUGUAUAACCUCAAGGCGCACAUGAAGGGCCAUGAGCAGGAGAACUCGUUCAAAUGCGAGGUGUGCGAGGAGAGCUUCCCCACUCAGGCCAAACUCAGCGCCCACCAGCGCAGCCAUUUCGAGCCUGAGAGGCCGUACCAGUGCGCGUUUUCUGGCUGCAAGAAGACGUUUAUCACAGUGAGUGCCCUGUUUUCCCAUAACCGUGCCCAUUUCAGGGAACAGGAACUCUUUUCCUGCUCUUUUCCUGGCUGCAGCAAACAGUACGACAAGGCUUGUCGCCUGAAAAUUCACCUGCGGAGCCACACCGGUGAGAGACCUUUCCUUUGUGACUUUGACGGCUGUGGCUGGAACUUCACCAGCAUGUCCAAACUCUUAAGGCACAAAAGGAAGCACGAGGAUGACCGGAGGUUCAUGUGCCCUGUGGAAGGCUGUGGGAAAUCUUUCACAAGGGCUGAGCAUCUGAAAGGCCACAGCAUAACCCACCUGGGCACAAAGCCUUUUGUGUGCCCUGUGGAAGGCUGCUGUGCCAGGUUCUCUGCUCGCAGUAGUCUCUACAUUCACUCCAAGAAACACUUGCAGGACGUGGACACUUGGAAAAGCCGUUGCCCAGUCUCUACUUGUAAUAAACUCUUCACAUCCAAGCACAGCAUGAAGACCCACAUGACCAAAAGGCACAACCUCGGCCAGGAUCUCUUAGCUCAGCUAGAAGCUGCGAAUUCUCUUACGCCCAGCAGUGAACUUACCAGCCAGGGACAGAGUGAUCUCAGUGAUGCAGAGCUAGUGUCUCUCUUCUCUGAUGUGCCUGGCAGUAGUUCUGCUGCAGUGUUGGACACAGCAUUGGUGAACUCUGGAAUCUUGACUAUUGAUGUGGCUUCUGUGAGUUCAACUCUGGCAGGGAGCCUCCCUGCUAAUAAUAAUAAUUCCUUAGGGCAGGCUGUGGACCCUCGGGCCUUGAUGGCCACCAGUGACCUUCCUCAAAGUCUGGAUACCUCUCUCUUUUUUGGAACGACAGCCUCUGGUUUUCAGCAGAGUCCCUUAGAAAUGGAUGAUGUCCCAAGUCUAAGUGUGGGGCCAUUGGCAUCUCUGGGCUCUUUGGCUAUGAAAAACUCAAGUCAAGAGCCCCAAGCUUUGACCCCCAGCAGUAAGCUAACAGUGGACACAGAUGCUCUGACUCCUUCAAGCACCCUUUGUGAAAACAGUGUCUCAGAACUACUGCCGCCAACCAAAGCAGAAUGGAAUGUACAUCCUGACUCUGACUUCUUUGGACAGGAGGAGGAAACCCAGUUUGGAUUCUCCUCCAAUGCAGCAGGAAACCAUGGUUCUCAGAAAGAAACAGAUCUUAUCACAGUGACUGGCAGCUCAUUUUUGGUAUGAACUAACUAUUAAUUCCUUGCCACGUGGCUUAUUCUUAUGAAUUACACUCAAUUUUUAGGCUAGUCUGGACUAAAUGUUUAAAUUCAGUCAUUCCUUAUAGGUUUGAAAAACAGCAAUGCCCUGGGCUGUAAGUUUGGAGAUUUAAAUUAUGAUCUUGACUCUGGAACUGUCAAGUUGUGUGACCCUGAGCAAGUUACUUAACCUAUCUGAGCCUUAAUUUCCUUAUUUAUAAAAUGAGGUGGUUUGAAUAGAUUGUUUCUAAGGUCUUUUCAGCUCUGUAAUUCCUUGAUAAUAAGCUUAUUUCUUUGGAAAAAAAAUUAGGACCUUUUUUAGUGAUUGUGUUGCAUGUGCUUUUUUUUCAAACGUACAUAAUAGUAUAAUGAACAGCCAUGUGCUUAGCACCCAACCUCAACUAUUAUCCAUUUGCAAACAGUUUUAUCUAAUCCCCACUCUAACCCUCAUCAAGAAUUAUUUUGGAAUAAAUACCAGACUUUACAUCAUUUCAACC
Messenger RNA from Odobenus rosmarus divergens (Pacific walrus), 3142 nucleotides. RefSeq names its product zinc finger X-linked protein ZXDB-like. The transcript has a single exon. The coding region runs from base 205 to 2634 and encodes 809 amino acids. Lineage: Eukaryota; Metazoa; Chordata; Mammalia; Carnivora; Odobenidae. Gene Ontology annotation, cellular component: nucleus. The record is from RefSeq and is a predicted model, not a curated record. Gene Ontology annotation, biological process: regulation of transcription by RNA polymerase II. Gene Ontology annotation, molecular function: transcription coregulator activity.